Molecule: messenger RNA, 2588 nt
Organism: Cottoperca gobio
Lineage: Eukaryota; Metazoa; Chordata; Actinopteri; Perciformes; Bovichtidae
Product: cytosolic phospholipase A2 gamma-like
Exons: 15
Coding region: 162-1952 (596 amino acids)
Biological process (GO): glycerophospholipid catabolic process
Cellular component (GO): cytosol; nuclear envelope; nucleoplasm
Molecular function (GO): calcium-dependent phospholipid binding; calcium ion binding
Source: RefSeq, a predicted model, not a curated record
AAUUGCACAAGAGUGUUAUGUAAGGAUAAUGGGAGGAGGAAUUUGCACCAAUGAGGAAGCGUAUGGAAGUAUAAAUCAAAUGUUUCACUCCCCAUCUGCUACUCUAACAGUUUCGCAACUGUUUGGAAGUUACGGUGUUUGGAAGAGAUUCUUUGGCCCAAAUGUCGACUUUUUCCUCUGACAAAACACCACACCUAAGUGGAAACACAAGUUUUUCAGUCUCAGCGAUUGGUCUCUGGCUUGUGAUUUCAGUAGCGCUGGCAAAAGCAGAGGACAGCAUGGAGGGGAACACAGCUGCUUCUGAGUUCCAGAAAUCCAUCCGUCAGUCCCAGUCGCUGUGUUCUGGUGAACAGGACUAUGUUUACAAGAGAAAACAAGUAAUUCUGGAGUCACUCAGCAGCCUGGGAAUCAACUGCAGUGCAGAUUCAGUUCCCCACAUCAGUCUGCUGGCCUCAGGUGGGGGUCAAAGGGCGGCUGUGGGUCUGGUGGGUUCCCUCUAUCAGAUGGAAAAGGAAGAUCUGUUGGACAGUGUGCUCUACCUGGGAGGAGUUUCUGGAUCAACGUGGUCCAUGUCCUCCAUCUACAGUGACCCACAGUGGAGUAACAGACUGGACUCUGCUGUGUCCAGGCUGUCAGGUACCGGGGUGAAGUUGGAAGAGGCUUUGGCCUGGUUGGGUAAGAGGGCGGAGGAUGAGCACUUCUCUCUCACUGACACCUGGGGGCUCUUCACCUCUGCUGGGAUCAUGAAAGAGAUGGACUUACGGCAUCUUUCUGAUGAGGCCAGCAGAAAUGCCACCAACCCUUACCCCAUCUACAGUGCUCUAGAGAAUAACUGCUUCUCUAAUGGGCCCAUAGAAGGGAAAUGGUUCGAGAUGAGCCCUCACGAGGUUGGUUUCACAGAGUUGGGUCUUUUCAUUGAAACUUCUCUCCUGGACAGCAAGUUCGAGAGAGGAGAGCUGCUGGAAGAGAAGCCAGAGAUGGACAUGAUCAAACUUCAAGGUGUUCUAGGUUGUGCGUUGGCUCAUGAGGAGACGAUCGGAGAGUUCAUCCCUUCCUGGCUGAAUGUGACUGGACAGAUAGAUGGUGCUGCUGAGGAGUACCUGCGUGUAUACCACACCGUUGAUUCACUACUAACCCUGAUCAGAAGUACCAUUAAGGAUCCUUCUGCGCUGUCUGACCUGGACAAGCUUCAGAAAAUACUAGAAGACAAGGUAAAUAAUAAGUCAGCGUUGAUGGAGUCAAAGAGUUUGGAAGAAAGAAAAAGUCUUUCUCAGCAGUGGAGUCUGGAGCUGCUGACGGAAGUAAAGACCUGGAGCCAGAAUCUGGAGGAUGGAGAUUUCAAAACACAAAUCUCUCUGCUGACUACGCAAAUCCUUCCAAUGAUUAUGAAAUGGGAGUGGGGAACAACCGGAAACUUCCUCUACCAAUACCAAGAUUCCACGGUUCCACCUUGCCUCCACUCUAAAGAAAGAAUCCACCUGAUCGACGCCGGGCUGCUGCUUAACGUCGGCUACCCUCCAUUUCUGGGAGAGAAGAGAGACAUCGACCUCAUCAUCGCACCAGAGUACAGCGCUGGAAAUAUAUUUGAGACUCUGACUCUUGCCAGAGACUAUGCAGCCGAGGUGAAGAAAGCUUUCCCUGAGAUAGACGAGAGAAUCCUGCAGGAGAAAGACUGGCCAAAAGACUGCUACGUGUUCGAGGGAAAAAAUAAUGAAGCCUCCAUUGUUUACAUGCCACUCUUCAACAGACACAACUGCAAAGAUGCAGAGGAGGUCAAAGCAAGGAUGGAGGAGUUCUCCACCUUCCAGCGUCCCUUCAGCCAGGAGAAGAUUGAGUUUGUGUUGGAGACAGCGAAAGCCAACAUAAAGAACAACAAGGAGACUCUGCUGAGAGAGAUUAACAAGGCUGUUCUCCGCCGACACAACAAGAGGAAGUCUGCUGUAGAUCUCUGAUUCUUACUUCACCAUGAUUAUAAAUCAGACAUAGACUUCACUGUACAGAAGUGUAAGCUGACAAAUGUUUGUGGACACCCCCUUUUUCAUGGUAGGUUAGCCCUCUUAGCUCCAAUGAAGGGAAAUCUUGCUAAAGCAAUAAAUGGCAACAACUUUGAGGAGGCUCUGUGCUGUUUCAACGUGCCCCCGUGCACAGAACCAGGUCUAUAAAAUAAUUGGUUUCCAACUUUGGUGCAGAGGAACUCAAACCCAUCCAACAUUCUGGGAUGAACUGGAAUGCAUUUUUAACACCAGCAGGUUUCUAGUUUGGAAGCCAAUCAUGGUCCAGUAUGCAACUUAGACAAGUGUGAUGUGGAAUCCUGAAACCUCCUGUGGUCAGACACUGAGAAUGGACUUCAAGGAGAAAAUCUCAACAUUUAAAAAUAUCUCAACAUAACUAACUAAUCUUUAACUAAAAUAACUCAGAACUUUGCUUCUAGGUUCAGCACCAGAUGACACAGGGGGCGUUCCGACUGAAAUGAAUAAUUUCUGAGCUACAUGUUAACCUCUAUGAGAGAGGUGGUUUGAUUAACCAGAAUGAUCAAACAUUCUGGAGACAGGGGCUCUCAAAGCUGACCCAAAGCGGCCGACCACCCC